GGGAAAAAAAACAAAAAAAACAAACAAACACACGGGUUAGCCUAGCAGUCUUCAGCACACAUAUAGCGCUGGUGAUGAAACCGACGCAGAAAAGCUCAACUAGCAGUAAAAAUAGAAUGCGUAGCGUGAGAAUUAGACGGUGAAAUAUGUUCGCUGGUGUUAGGGUUCGUUGACCAGGUGUCUCGGCUCCACCAUGAAUCUAAGAGGACUCUUUCAGGACUUCAAUCCCAGUAAGUUCUUGAUCUACUCGUGUCUGCUGCUCUUCUCUGUGCUGCUCUCUUUGAGGCUGGAUGGCGUCAUCCAGUGGAGCUACUGGGCCGUGUUCACGCCAAUCUGGCUAUGGAAGCUGUUGGUCAUCUUCGGGGCGUCAGUGGGCACCGGUGUGUGGGCCCACAACCCUCAGUACAGAGCCGAGGGCGAGACAUGUGUGGAGUUCAAGGCCAUGCUGAUCGCCGUGGGCCUUCACGUCCUGCUGCUGAUGUUCGAGGUUCUGGUGUGCGACCGCGUGGCCCGAGGAAACUACUUCUGGCUGCUGGUCUUCAUGCCGCUCUUCUUCGUGUCGCCCGUCUCCGUCGCGGCGUGCGUCUGGGGCUUCAGACACGACCGCUCUCUGGAGCUGGAGGUGUUGUGUUCCGUUAACAUCCUGCAGUUCAUCUUCAUCGCUCUGAAGCUGGACAGGAUCAUCAACUGGCCCUGGCUGGUGGUGUGUGUCCCUCUCUGGAUCCUGAUGUCCUUCCUGUGCCUUGUCGUCCUCUACUACAUCAUCUGGUCGGUCCUCUUCCUCCGCUCCAUCGACAUCAUCGCCGAGCAGCGGCGGACUCACAUCACCAUGGCGAUCAGCUGGAUGACCAUCGUCGUGCCGCUGCUCACCUUCGAGAUCCUGCUGGUCCACAAGUUGGACGGCCACAACAGUCUGAGCUACGUGUGUGUGUUCGUCCCUCUGUGGCUGUCUCUGCUCACACUCAUGGCCACCACCUUUGGACAGAAGGGAGGGAACCACUGGUGGUUUGGCAUCCGCAAAGACUUCUGCCACUUCCUGCUGGAGCUCCUCCCCUUCCUGCGAGAGUACGGCAACGUGUCGUAUGACCUACAGCGCAGCGAGGACCCCGAGGCGACCGAGGACCUACCCGUGCCCGAGCCGCCGCCCAAGAUCGCGCCCAUGUUCCACAAGAAGAGCGGCGUGGUGAUCACGCAGAGUCCCGGGAAGUACUUUGUCCCGCCGCCCAAACUCUGCAUCGACAUGCCGGACUAGCGGUGACUCGGCGGGAAACGUGGCACGCUGCUGUGCGUCCUGCUCCGAGCCAAAGCAGCAGAGGACGGCGCGCUCGGUUUUUAAUCCACUGUCCCCGCCCCCCACCCCCCUCCCCUUUUUUGCCCGAACUCAGCCUGAGACGCCGGCGCCACGUCGACGAUCAUCACCUGAUGGGAAAUCGUCAGUUACUUUGAAGCAAACCCCCCUCCUCCUAGGUCAAACGCGGCGUCCCCUUCACCGUGUGGUUUCAUUCUUCUGAGGACGGCGCAAGGACAGACCUCCACGGGGUGGGGGGGACAGAAGUCACCCACGGUGUCAAUAUUUGACUGUAGCAGGGACGAUGCUCGGGGACCAUUGAAGACAGACGGAGACACUUUGGUCUGAAUCUGGGAUCAGUUUUACUCCUGUUGCUCUCGUUUGUUUUUUUUUAGUGUAAAUGGAAGAAAAUGGGACGCGGUUUUAAAGGAAAGGUCGAGGUUUUUUUCACGUCCCGUCUCACAGGCUGCUCGAGUGGAAACCCUUAAAGUGCAAAUCCGUACAAAUUACGGCAACGGGGCGUUGCUCAUUGGCAAUACAGCAUCGCACGCCUCCCCCCGCGCGCUCCCCGACUUGUGUGGGGACACGAGGGCCUGAUUAGUUUUUUCUUUUUAAGCCGCACGAGAGAAAGAUUCAGCUUCACGGGUUUCCACGCUGAGGACAGACGUGAGAAAACGUCUUUCCUUUAAAGGACAGAUCAGUGGAGAAGGCACUUUGUUGAACAGUUUAAAUCUCAUCCGUUUUUGUAUUCCUGUGUCUUUUUUCUGUUUUGUUUUAAAUGUAAAGGUUGUUUUCAGGUUCGGGACCACGGUGACGACGCAGAAAAACAAAACAAGUGUUUUUUUUUGUUUGUUUGUUUUUUUUGUUCUUUUUCUUUAAUUCUCUUCUGUGUUUUUGUUAAACUCAGGAGUUUUAAACACGUGAUACUGCGUUGUUUCUGUUUGUUUUUAUAUCGUUUAUGGACUCUAAGCCCCGCCCCCCUGUCAUGUUAACCCUAACCCGGCAGAUUAAAAUCACACACGGAAUAAGAUGGUCAUAAAAGUGCAUUUUUUGGGGCCAAAUCCUCCAAAUAUCAGCGACAGCAGCAGAACAUGUUUUAUAAUCCAGACCCGAACCAGAUUGAGUAGAGAGUUAAACUCCUGAGAUUCCCUGUGUGUGUGUGUUUUUUCAGAUUUUGUCACUUGUGAAACAACCUGACUGCCGACGUCCUGCAUCCUGUUUGUAAACAUUUGUUCUUUUCUGAUUUGUUCAUCGUACUCAAAGUAAAGCUUAUGCAACGUGA
Messenger RNA from Solea senegalensis (Senegalese sole), 2570 nucleotides. RefSeq names its product transmembrane protein 185 (gene tmem185a). The transcript is spliced from 7 exons. NCBI's taxonomy places the organism in Eukaryota, Metazoa, Chordata, Actinopteri, Pleuronectiformes, Soleidae. The coding region runs from base 194 to 1252 and encodes 352 amino acids. The record is from RefSeq and is a predicted model, not a curated record.